Molecule: messenger RNA, 1062 nt
Organism: Arabis nemorensis
Lineage: Eukaryota; Viridiplantae; Streptophyta; Magnoliopsida; Brassicales; Brassicaceae
Source: the annotation of a GenBank genome assembly
AUGUAUUGUUUCUUGGCUAGUUACCUGAAGACGAUUCUCCUGGUAACCUUCGUCGGAGCUUUGGCAUGGGUUUAUCAAUCAAUCCAACCACCACGGCCGAAAAUCGCCGGCGUGACAUCGCCGAGGAUCAAAUUGAGAGACGGAAGACAUUUGGCUUACAAGGAAUUCGGAUUUCCUAGAGACGAAGCCAAAUUCAAGAUCAUAUAUAUCCACGGCUUCGAUUCUUGUAUGCGCGACUCACCUCUCACCUAUUUCUUAUCUCCGGCUCUCGUGGAGGAAUUGAGGAUAUACACUGUGUCUUUUGACCGUCCUGGUUAUGGAGAGAGUGAUCCUGACCCGAAUCGGUCACCGAGAAGCAUAGCAUUGGAUAUAGAAGAGCUUGCUGAUGGGUUAGGACUAGGACCUAAGUUUUAUGUCUUUGGUCACUCCAUGGGGGUGGAAUCACAUGGACAUGCCUUAAGUACAUUCCUCACAGCGGGAGCGGCGCUUAUAGCACCGGCGAUUAACUACUGGUGGAGAAACUUACCGGGAGACAUAACAAGAGAAGCUUUCUCUCUUAUGUUUCCUGCAGAUCAAUGGGCUCUUCGAGUAGCUCACUAUGCUCCUUGGCUUACAUAUUGGUGGAACACUCAGAGAUGGUUCCCAUUCUCCAAUGUGAUUGCUGGUAAUCCCAUAAUUUUCUCCCGGCAAGACAUGGAGGUCUUGUCUAAGCUUGGAUUUGCCAGACCAAAUCAGGCAUACACAAGACAACAAGGUGAAUACGAAAGCCUACACCGAGAUUUAAAUGUUGGAUUUUCAAGCUGGGAAUUUGAUCCGUUAGAUCUCCAAGAUCCAUUCCCGAAAAACAAUGGUUCGGUUCACCUUUGGCAUGGCGACGAAGAUAAGUUUGUGCCAGUGAAGCUUCAGCGUUAUAUCGCAUCAAAGCUUCCAUGGAUCCGUUACCAUGAAAUGUCUGGAUCAGGACAUUUGUUACCUCUUGUGGAAGGUAUGACUGAUAAGAUCAUCAAAUCACUUUUGGUUGGGGAAGAAGAGGUAAGUGAGAGUAUUGAAGCUUCUGCCUGA